Molecule: messenger RNA, 1113 nt
Organism: Colletotrichum scovillei
Lineage: Eukaryota; Fungi; Ascomycota; Sordariomycetes; Glomerellales; Glomerellaceae
Exons: 2
Coding region: 1-1113 (370 amino acids)
Source: RefSeq, a predicted model, not a curated record
AUGGCAUUUAAUCCUUACCCUCGGCUCGUCCAAGCCAUACUCCAGAAGGAAGAUUGGCCCGAGUACGAAGUGCAUCCUGUGCCGCCGUGGCACCAGACCAUCUUGCCCGGAUACAGGCCUUACAGGCCUCGCCGGGAGCGAAUGAUCUUCAAGCCAAGCAAGCUGAUUCGAUCCCCUGCGCUUCCCAAACGAAUCGUCCGCGUCGAUUAUGACGAGCAACAGAGACUGGCGACCGAGAUGAUUGAGGGUCUUGAGGGCCAGUUUGGCGAGCUACAAGGCUAUUCCGUGCCAUCAAAGCAAAACAACUCGGUGUUCCUCACGCGGUUCGAUAGCAAGACGGCGAUGUAUGUCCUUCGAAUCCACGUCAUCUGCCCCGUCAUGGAUGUCCUCAACCACGCGAUGGACAUCAUCAAUGGCAGAAAGUUCCGGGUCCUCCCGGAGCACAUGUCCGGGUUUACUCGCCCCUUUCGACCCGAUCUCCAGAUCAUAGAGGCCUUCAAGGAUGAUGAUCUGCACGCACCCCAAAUUCUUGGAUCAUACGACGCUAUGGAUAUGGAGGGACUUCAGGUGGCAUCGCGCCCAUGGUUCUGGGAUGAGGGAGAUGAGCCAUCGGAUGGAGUACCUAUAGAUCAAGACGAUCCGUCCGAUGGAGAAGAUGAAGACGAUUCUUCGGACGAAGAGAACGACGAUGAUGAAGACGACGGAGACGACGACGACUAUGAUGAGGAUGAUGAUGAUGAGGACGACGAUAGCGAAGACGACGACAACGAUGAUGACGAAGACGAAUGUUUUCAGAACCGGGAAGAGAGAUACUGCAUCAUCAAGAACUUCAAGACUCCAAGCCCCGGCUCAAGGCUCCCGACGUCCAUGGCCUACCUGGUCAAAUACGGAGUCAGAUACCUUGCUGUGACGGGCUUGCCCGAGUUCACCAUCGGCAACACAAACUGCCAAAUCACUAUGGAGUGCCCAGACAUGGCUAAAGAGUCGACGGUGGCGGGUCGACUUGCUGCUGGGACUGGCGUCAUGCGCAUCGCGACGAGCGAGAAGCGUGGAGAGUUUUGCCUCAACUUCAUGGGCUCCCUCUUGAAGUGCUUCAAGCACUUUCUGGGAUAG